Messenger RNA from Talaromyces proteolyticus, 1302 nucleotides. RefSeq lists its product as uncharacterized. The coding region runs from base 1 to 1302 and encodes 433 amino acids. NCBI's taxonomy places the organism in Eukaryota, Fungi, Ascomycota, Eurotiomycetes, Eurotiales, Trichocomaceae. Gene Ontology annotation, biological process: regulation of transcription by RNA polymerase II. Gene Ontology annotation, molecular function: zinc ion binding; DNA-binding transcription activator activity, RNA polymerase II-specific. The record is from RefSeq and is a predicted model, not a curated record. The transcript has 2 exons.
AUGCCGGCCGAACCAAGAUUGGCCCGGAAAGAGAGGCGGAAGUACCAUCACAAAUCGCGGAAUGGCUGUGCCCAAUGCAAACAGCGCCAUAUCAAGUGCGAUGAGGCUAAGCCUCGCUGUGGGAACUGCAUUCAAGCAGACCGCAUUUGUAGCUUCCUUGGGAUGAUGCCAGCUGUGCCAUCGCCAGGAUCACAGAGUGCCUCUACUCCUGUUUCAGCCCAGAUAUCGCCACUACCUGUUACCCCAUCACCGACAGCUAUCUCAGAUUUUAGCAAGUAUUCGCAAUCAUCAGAAUUUAGUCUCAUGGAUCUCGCGAUGCUCCAUAACUUUACUUACCAGACAAGUCGAACGCUGUCCCUACGUCCAAAGACCCAGGAGCUGUGGGCGACGACAGUGGUGGAGAUGGCCUUCCAUCAUCGCUUCCUACUGCAUGGUCUGUUUGCUGUCUCGGCAUUGCAGGCGGCCCACGCUGGGUCCGAUAAUCCGAGACAACUAGUUGAUUAUGCAUCUGAGCAUCAAACCAUUUCUCUCAGGUUAUAUCAACUAGCGAUUCCAAAUGCGGAUGAAGAUCAGUACGACGCAGUCUUUGCUUUAUCUAUAUUAAUUUUCAUCUACGCGAUUGCCAUGACCGGGGAUGAAUACGGCGAGACUGGCAUGUUGGACUGGAAAUGGAUUCGAUUGGCUCGGGGAAUACGCGAUGUCAGUGAUGGUCGUUUUGAAAAAAUAAAAAGAGGACCGAUGUCUCUUCUCAUAUUUGAAGAAGAUCAUAAAAGGACGAGGGCAUCGGAGGAAAACAUAGACAACCCACCUUCCAAUCAGCAGCUACCAUCGUCAAUGUCCCACAGUCUACCAUUUCUGGGGGAAUUAUGGCAGGGUGAAACACCCCUUUUCGACCUGACCGAGACUGAUCGGAAAACCUUCGACGAGUCAUUCUCGUUCCUCCGACAUACGUAUUCCACAACUGCGAUGCAAAGAUACAAAAUGAUGACCGAGAACAAUGCGCUUUCCGAAUCGGAAUACGCAGAUGCACACGAUCUGCUAGUAGCCGAAGCCUUCUUCUGGGUUUUCAAUGUGUCCGAACGAUAUAUUGAAUUACUAGAACAGCAUCACCCGAUUGCGCUUAUCUUGUUUGCACAUUAUGCUAUCCUCUUCGGAGACAUAUGCCAAGCGUGGUUCUCAGAACGCAGUUCCCAGUCGAUGGUGUCUAGGAUAUGGGCUGUUCUAGAUAAAAAGCUACGCAAAUGGAUUGAAGGCCCAGUGGCAGCAUUGCAAAACAGAAAGAAUUCAAUACCAUAUAAAUAA